AUGGAUAACCAACGUCCACAAUAUAUCCCCGGACCUCCUCCGCCCCCGAGCCAGGGAAACCUAGGUCACCUUCCUCCGCCUCCGCCUCGACCUUAUCCGCCCUCAAACCUCCCUCCGCCACCACCGGGCCCUCAUCCUUCAGCUCUGCCUUUGGGAACAGUGUUUGGACUGCCAGGAGGUGGAUGGCAGCAACCAUGGGGAAGAAGUGGCAUGGGUCAAGGCCUUCCGCCUCCCCCUCCCCCUUUCAAUCACAAUCAAUCACAAAAUCAGCAUCACCCGUACGGGAUGCGGCAGACACCUCAUAUGAACCUCCCUCCCCCGCCUCCGCAGAACGACAAACCUAUUCUUUCGGCGACGUUCAUACCCACCGGGGAUUCUUUCGGCCCUGGAGUAGGGAUUCCUCCACUCGAUGACUAUUCAUCAUACUCCCGGUAUGAGGCACAGUUCAGCUCCGAACCUCCGCCCUCACAUCCAGAUCAGAAGUAUUCAGACGGUACUACCAAUUCACAUAGUUAUUCUUACCCGAAUCCUUCCCAGCCGAACCUGGACAUUGCGAAUCGAGAAUCGCGUGCGGCUUCGGCCUCUUCCUCCCGACCGCCUUUCAACCUCCCUGUGCGGGACGUCAACGAACCAAUCUCUCCAGGGCCCCCAACUGCAACACUCCAAAAUCCCCAGGCGAUUAGUGAGCAAAGUCGGCAGCGAGCGUAUAGUGCUGCUGUCACCAGUGGAAAUGCAAGCGAGAUGGCAUCACAAUGGCCCUUGGACCGUGUGCUCGUAUGGUUGGCCGCCAAUGGAUUCUCGAAUGAUUGGCAGGAAACGUUCCGGAUCCUGAAGCUACAGGGUUCCGAGUUCCUCGACCUCGGUCGUGGGCCUAAUGGCCGUGGUAACUUGGGCAUGCUGCACCAGACAAUCUACCCACAGCUCGCAAAGGUUUGCUCCAGCAGCAGUACUGGCUGGGAUCAAUCACGGGAGCGCGAUGAAGGCAAGAGACUGCGAAAACUCAUAUCGCGCCUCGUCGAGCAAGGCGGUGAGGGGCCAUCCAGCGCUGGACAUGGUCACCGCAGACGAGAAUCCGGUCUUCUCCCAAGUGCAUCGACGGAUGGGACCGUGGAGAACUCACCUCACCUCCCUAGAUCGGAGUUUGGUAGUACCCCUGGCACGGCCGGUUCGGAGGGGAGCCCAGGAAAACAAAUGCCGGCGCUUUUCCCGGCAGGAUUGGGUCCACGCACUUCCCAGUCGCGAAGUAGCACAAUGCCAGUCCUGAGCAAACAUAGCAGCAGCUCCUCAACUCCUAGUGACGCCAAACCGACAGACAGCCUUCAUGGCAGUGGCCGCGCGGAUUACACAAGAAAUGUCCUGACAGGUAUCAACAGCCGUGGUCGCCAUAGCCCUAACAUGUCCGGCGACACCGCUUCGGGCUUGGCUGCAAAAGGGUUCGAAGCUUCUCCCCAUGCUAGCCCCGGCCUGGGAACUGCUGUUCCAGCCUCAUCUGCGAGCGGUACCUCUCUGACACACCGGCCUGAACAUAGCAAAAGCAACAGCACGGAUUCCUUGCUUAAGAUAACUGGCCAUCCCCGAUCGAAUACCAGUACUCAACCCAGCGUCGACACCGGCAGGAACGUAGCGGUUGGGAACACAGACGGGUCGUUCGCAGGCCGCUUUUACGCAGAUCGCCGUGAUGCACAGGAAACGGCGAGACCAUCGCCGGUCGAGACUCAUCGAACCUGGAGUAACGAGUAUACACCAGGCCCCGGCGGAAAGGAUCAGAGUAAGGGAUUCUUGAGCAAGUUCAUGAGGAAACGCCAUGAGCACAAUCAACCGCAUCCCGACGAUCAUGCUCUCGAAUCACCCACUAGCCCCGGUGGUUUCCGGCUGUUGUCGAAACCAAGCGCAAAUGGUAGUGAAUCGGCCUUGCCCCUACGCCCUUCUUCCACGAGUGUGACAAGUGAAGAUGAAAGACCACCCCCAGUCCGGCGGACCCAAUCUAUGUCCCGAAGGUACAUUUUCGUGACCCCGGAUGGUUGGAAUUACCGGCUUGUUGAUGUCACAGAGGUGGAAAGCGCCGUUGCGUUGCGUAGCCUGAUAUGUAUCGAACUAGGCAUUCCGGACGCUGAGUACGCCCAAAUCUUCGUCACAGAACCCGGCCGGACUGAGCACGAAAAUCCGCUGUCGGACAACAUGCUGGUUUCUAUUCGCAGUCGGACCGACAACUCGGGCAGUCUGAAGUUGUAUGUGCAGAGUCCAACCCUAUCCGCGGUCUCAGGACCUGCAGGUCAGUCGACCGGGCUUGGAGUCUCAUUCAAUCAUGGGCUUCAAGCUGAGGCUACUUCACGAGGUGCUCCUAUGGUCAAAUCCAACUCGGCUGGCGGAGUGGACCGUACUGGCUACUCUGUGAAUACAUCGUCGGGCACCGAACAGCCGAUGGCAAAUGUCGACUUGCUUCAGAAGCAGGAAGAGUAUCGACGACAUACAGAGGCCAAGCACCGAGCUUACUUGGACACUCGGCGUGGACAGAAAGAGCAGAGCUCUACCUACAAUGGCAGCGGUAUUCGCGGCAGUACCGUCAUAGACUUUGAUACACCGCGCCUGUCUCCAUUCGAGGACAAGAAGGUCGACACUCUUGUUCCCGUUCGACGGCCGCCCACGGCGCCGUCUGAGUCCAGUACACUGACCAAAGUCAACUCCCUGCGGGCAAAGAACUCAGGCACGAGGUCCUCCGUGGAUGCCCUGAAGCGAAUAUCCGAUCCGAUUGCCGAAGAGAAAGCAGACCGUGGGAAGAAGAGGACCGAUACUGGCUCCAUUGCAUCCGGUGGGAUUGGUGCGGCUUUAGCAAACGUGGGCAAAAUGGCAGGUGCUCCUGCAGCCGUGGGGAGUCAGGGCUUGCAGUCUGAGAGGGAUCGAGGCAUGCAUUCAGCCGACUCGGAUCAAAAAGGCGGCAACACAGGUAUGGCGGAUCGUCCCCGUUUUACUGCAGCCAAAGGGUAUACGCUGUCCAAAUAUCCUAAUCAUGAAGAAGGGUUCGGCGUGCCACAAUAUGGCACUCGGCCACGGAACACCGCCUUAGACAACAGCCGACAAUAUGGCCCUCCUUCUCCCAGUAUCAGUCCUUCGACGGAGAACGCACCUCGACCCGGGCUUCAGACCAGGAAGUCAUAUGGUCCAGAUUAUGACUUCCAGGAAACGCAUAUAACAUUCGCGCCUUCACCAAUCCCGGCUAAGAAAGAUGACUCGGAUGAUGACUCGGACGAUGGCCUCUUCGCCAUUCCACUUGGGAAUAAAUCCAUGCCCAAGAGCGAGGGCCAAAGCAGUGUCCAUUGCACAAAGGACCAAAGACCCGCCCUGACUGUGGACACUGACCAGAACGUAGCCAAGAACGUUCGGUUCAAAUCGCCCGGCUCGUCCAGUGAGAUGUCGGGCAUUCCCAAUCCAGGAGACGAUAGUGCCACGGCCAGCGGAGAGGGCUAUGAACGUAGUCUCUCAGAGGGCAGUUUCAGUGGUUCAGCACGGUCUCCGGAUGACCGGAUGGGCAGAAGAGAAUCCUUUGUCAGUGAUAUUUGGGCGAAUCGACCUGCCGUAGAGAAUGUCGUGCAUCACCUCGACGAGUUCUUCCCUGGCGUCGAUCUUGACAAACCAUAUCUUGAAGAAAAGGGCGACAAUAGCUCACCAAUGAAGUCCGCCGACUACGACCCCCUUGAUAGCCUCCAGGUUGCUCGAUCAGGUGGUAUGACCUUUGGGACCGGAGGGCUGGAUCUUAACUUCAACCGGAAGAGCGAAUCAGAUACACUGGGCUCGGAUGAAUCAACCCUCAAGGCAAAAGAUCGAGAAAAGGUGGCCAGUGUGGCGGAGAGACAGGUUGGGAAAGCGUCUGGUGGAAUCACGCGAAUGAAAUCCAUUCGUGAAGUGGCUCAGAAGCGAAACGACAUCAGAAGAGGCCCUUCGGUUGCUGCACGGGUGGAACAAGCCAAUUCCAGCAGCAUUGUUCGGCGGAAGAGUACCAAGAUGUUUGGGGCCAAUAUUGUUCAAAUCAAACCCAAGCCAGGCAAUCGUCUUUCAACCUUGGAUCCCAUUCCGCAGGAAGAGGUCCCGUCGGAAGAUAUGCCCAAGCGCCAGGCGACAUUCAAGAUCAUCCGGGGUCAAUUGAUUGGGAAAGGCACCUAUGGCCGGGUGUACCUUGGCAUGAACGCGACCACCGGUGAGUUUCUGGCGGUGAAACAGGUCGAAGUCAACCAGAAGUCUGCCGGACAGGAUAAAGAUCGCAUCAAGGAAAUGGUGGCGGCUUUGGACCAAGAAAUCGACACGAUGCAGCAUCUGGAACAUCCCAACAUUGUCCAAUACCUUGGUUGUGAACGUAGAGAGUUCUCGAUCAGCAUCUACCUCGAGUAUAUCCCCGGUGGCUCCAUUGGCAGUUGUCUUCGCAAACACGGCAAAUUCGAGGAGGCGGUGGUUCGAUCCCUUACUCGACAGACUCUGGAAGGGUUGGCGUAUCUCCACCAUGAGGGUAUUCUCCAUCGCGAUCUCAAAGCGGACAAUAUUCUUUUGGAUCUAGACGGCACCUGCAAGAUCUCCGACUUUGGAAUUUCCAAGAAGUCGGACAACAUCUACGGCAACGACGUGACCAACAGCAUGCAAGGGUCUGUUUUCUGGAUGGCCCCUGAAGUGGUGCGUUCUCAAGGUCAAGGCUACAGUGCGAAAGUCGACAUCUGGUCACUGGGAUGUGUAGUGUUGGAGAUGUUUGCCGGCAAGAGACCUUGGAGUCGCGAAGAGGCCAUUGGUGCCAUUUUCAAGCUGGGCAGUCUGAGUCAAGCACCACCCAUCCCGGAAGAUGUGCAGUCCACGGCCACUGUGGAUGGGCUGAACUUUAUGUACGACUGUUUCCAAGUCAAUCCCGCCGAUCGCCCAACCGCUGAUACUCUCCUUCGACACUCGACCUUUUGCGUUCCAGACCCCUACUACAACUUCUAUGACACCACACUGGCGGCCAAACUGCGAAGUGUUGAUAGCUCGACACUUGGUGAAUGA
Messenger RNA from Capronia coronata CBS 617.96, 5019 nucleotides. Its product is annotated as STE/STE11/BCK1 protein kinase. The record is from RefSeq and is a predicted model, not a curated record. The transcript has 2 exons. Gene Ontology annotation, biological process: protein phosphorylation. Gene Ontology annotation, molecular function: ATP binding; protein kinase activity. Bases 1 to 5019 code for a protein of 1672 amino acids. Lineage: Eukaryota; Fungi; Ascomycota; Eurotiomycetes; Chaetothyriales; Herpotrichiellaceae.